UUCCCGAACAAUAGACCUAUCUCGUCCGCUUCGUCAAGGCCUCCGACGCCCGCGGCGUACCAGCAUCUCGAGCUUUCUCAAUCCUCCUCCCACGAGAAUGCAACCAUCCCUCCGAAUCGCGGUUCUCGAGUGCGACACGCCAAUCGGCCGCACAAAAGAGAAAUACGGUGGUUACGGUAACCUCUUCAAAGAGCUCCUCGAAAACGGCGCGAAAGAAGUGAACGCCCAACACCCACCCGAGCUAGACAUCCGCAAAUACGACGUUGUCAACCACGAAGUAUACCCCGAGCUCGACGAUGUAGACGCCAUACUUCUCACAGGAAGCAAAUACAACUCCUUCGACAACGACCCAUGGAUUUUGAAAUUGGUCGAGUUCACACGCAAAGUGCUGGCGCAGAAACGUGUGCGGUUGAUCGGAGUAUGUUUCGGACAUCAGAUUAUCGGCAGGGCGAUGGAUGUCAAAGUCGACCGGAGUGAUCGCGGAUGGGAAGUGAGUGUGGUGAAUGUCAAGAUGACUGAUAAGGGGAGGGAGUUGUUUGGUAUCAAAGAGGGACAAGAGCUGGCGAUACAUCAGAUGCACCGCGACAUUGUCUACACUUACCCGCCAUCUGUCGAGCCGCUGGGACAAACAGAUCGGUGUGAUGUGCAGGGCAUGUACGAGAAGGGCAGACUUGUCACGGUGCAGGGCCAUCCAGAGUUCACGGGUGAUAUCGUGGAGGAGCUGUUGCAGAGUCGGCACAAGCAGGGCAUUUUCGAUGACAAGAUGUUUGAGGAGGGAAUGGAGAGGGUGAGGAGACCGCAUGAUGGUGUCAAGGUCGGAGCGGCAUUUUUGAGGUUUCUGUUGGAGGACUAA
Zymoseptoria tritici IPO323 is the source of this 853-nucleotide messenger RNA. RefSeq lists its product as uncharacterized. The transcript has a single exon. Bases 98 to 853 code for a protein of 251 amino acids. The record is from RefSeq and is a predicted model, not a curated record. Gene Ontology annotation, cellular component: cytosol; nucleus. Lineage: Eukaryota; Fungi; Ascomycota; Dothideomycetes; Mycosphaerellales; Mycosphaerellaceae.